ACUAAAGUUCUGUCCCAACGACAUCAAAUUCAAAAUCAAAUCUCAACAGAAAAAGCUUCUCCGCGCAUCUCUUUCUCUUUAGUGUUUGAAAAUGUCAGGUCGUGGAAAGGGAGGAAAGGGAUUGGGAAAGGGAGGAGCGAAGAGGCACAGAAAGGUGCUUCGUGAUAACAUUCAGGGAAUCACGAAACCCGCCAUUCGCCGUCUGGCUCGCAGGGGAGGCGUCAAGAGAAUCAGUGGCCUCAUCUAUGAGGAGACACGUGGCGUUCUCAAGAUCUUCUUGGAGAACGUUAUUCGGGAUGCCGUUACCUACACCGAGCACGCUCGCCGCAAAACCGUUACUGCCAUGGAUGUUGUUUAUGCUCUCAAGAGGCAGGGAAGGACUCUCUACGGUUUCGGUGGUUGAUUCAUUCUAGGGUUUAGUAUUUGCUCCUGCUUGUAAAUGUUUCAUGGAUUAUUGAGCUCGUUGAAGUGUAGUUUGGAUCCAGAGGAAAUGGAAAUAAAUACUUUUCUUGUUUUGGAA
Molecule: messenger RNA, 520 nt
Organism: Arachis duranensis
Lineage: Eukaryota; Viridiplantae; Streptophyta; Magnoliopsida; Fabales; Fabaceae
Product: histone H4
Exons: 1
Coding region: 92-403 (103 amino acids)
Biological process (GO): nucleosome assembly
Cellular component (GO): nucleosome
Molecular function (GO): structural constituent of chromatin; protein heterodimerization activity; DNA binding
Source: RefSeq, a predicted model, not a curated record